Molecule: messenger RNA, 846 nt
Organism: Sander lucioperca (pikeperch)
Lineage: Eukaryota; Metazoa; Chordata; Actinopteri; Perciformes; Percidae
Gene: csrp2
Product: cysteine and glycine-rich protein 2
Exons: 6
Coding region: 124-705 (193 amino acids)
Biological process (GO): muscle tissue development; sarcomere organization
Cellular component (GO): cytoplasm; nucleus; Z disc
Molecular function (GO): structural constituent of muscle; actinin binding
Source: RefSeq, a predicted model, not a curated record
AAAGUCUGCUGAGGAGCUGGAGAGCUGUCUGGAUACACAGUGAACACUUUCAGCUGGAGCCGAGUCAUUUUAGCAUCUAGACCUUACCUGCUUUUUAAAAAUCUACGUUAAGGACCACACACAAUGCCAAACUGGGGAGGAGGCAACAAGUGUGGAGCAUGCCGUGGGACAGUGUACCACGCUGAGGAAGUGCAGUGUGACGGGAAGAGUUUCCACAAAUGCUGUUUUCUCUGCAUGGUCUGCAGGAAAGGCUUAGACAGCACCACACUGGCUAUCCAUGACCAGGAGAUCUACUGCAAGUCAUGCUACGGGAAGAAGUACGGCCCUAAAGGCUACGGCUACGGUCAGGGGGCGGGGACGCUCAACAUGGACCGAGGAGAGCGGCUGGGAAUCAAACACGAAGAGACACAGACUCACAGACCAACCACCAACCCCAACCCAUCCAAAUUUGCCCAGAAGUUUGGAGGUUCAGACAAAUGUGCCCGGUGUGGAGACUCUGUCUAUGCAGCGGAGAAGAUCAUGGGGGCAGGCAAGCCGUGGCAUAAGAACUGCUUCCGCUGUGCAAAAUGUGGCAAAAGCCUGGAGUCGACCACGCAGACUGAGAAAGACGGAGAAAUCUACUGCAAAGCGUGUUACGCUAAGAACUUUGGGCCCAAAGGGUUUGGUUACGGCCAAGGAGCCGGCGCUCUGGUUCACGCUCAGUGAUGGCUCAACUGGAUCCAUCACACCUUUUUAUACUUCUAUUAUAUUCCUCUGUCCAGCAUCAACCAGCCCUUCUCUUGUGUUUUCUCCCUCAUGUGCUUUCAUGUUGAAGUAGGUGCUCUCGAUUCAAAUAAAAACAUUAAC